GUUAAUUGGUAUCUGAUUAAACAGACAUUUGAAUUAGAGUUUAUUUAAUAACAAUCAAGAAAUUUGAUUGCACAAAACCGUCCACAUGUCUAGCAAUACUGGUGAUUGUAUUUUUUGUAAAAUCAUUGCUGGCCAAGCACCCUGUGAAAUGAUAUACCAGGACGACGUGGUAAUCUGCAUUAAAGAUAUCAAGCCAGCUUCCACGUAUCAUUACUUAAUCAUACCCAAACGUCACAUAGAUAAUGCUAAAGUACUUCACGGUCCUGAAGACAAAGACAUCUUUGAGCACAUGGUCAAAGUCUUGUCAAAAAUUAGCGAGGAAAAAGGAAUUGUUUCAAGUGAGGCAAGAACAGGAUUUCAUUGGCCUCCAUUUACCUCAAUCAAUCAUUUGCACUUGCAUCUUAUAUCCCCUGUGGAAAACAUGAGCUUUAUUUCACGAUUGAUAUUUAGACCCAAUAGCCUUUGGUUUGUCAGUGUGGAUUACGUGAGAUCUCGAUUUGACAAUUCAAGUUGAUGCUGUGAUUACCUAGCAACAUUACUUUCAAUUUUUCGGGUGGAAGUUUCAAAUAAGCUCCACAAAAGCUGGUAGAGCAAAUUCACAACAAAAGUACAAUGGGUGGGCAAUUUACAUUAACUAGCAUUCAAUUUAGUUCUAAUAAUUUAUUUGAUACAGCUUCAACUAUAUGAAGACGAAA
Messenger RNA from Athalia rosae (coleseed sawfly), 695 nucleotides. Its product is annotated as adenosine 5'-monophosphoramidase HINT3-like. Bases 86 to 514 code for a protein of 142 amino acids. The transcript has 4 exons. Lineage: Eukaryota; Metazoa; Arthropoda; Insecta; Hymenoptera; Athaliidae. The record is from RefSeq and is a predicted model, not a curated record. Gene Ontology annotation, molecular function: catalytic activity.